AUGAAACUGGAGCAGGUUAAGCUGACGUCUGAGGGGGGCAAAAACGGGAGUUUCCGCCAAUCAAGCCAAAAACAAGCUGUUGAUCUCAUCGGACUAACAGCAUGUACCUUGACCUUCUACGUCUACAUCAUUUCUACCGUCGGCAUCGCGAAUCUAUGUGACGGACUCCAUGGAAAUGAUGAUGAUGAUGAUGAUGACGACGAUAAUAACCCUCAUGACAACGACGCAUACGAUAUCCUUACCUCCUGCAAUCUUUCAACUACGAGCUAUGCGUCUGUUGGUCAGACUACGAGCGCGAGCACCAGUAGCAGUACCAGUAGCAGCACGACAGAUGCAAGUAUUACGGUUACUUCUGCAUCUACUGCUGAUACGACUCCAUCCUCGACCGAGUCCAACUCUACAAAUGAGAAUUCUAACGGCGAUAGCGACAGCGGUAGCAAUAACAACAACAAUGCCGAACCCGGCGGGAAUGGAGCAGCAGCAGCACCCCAUAUCUCCAAGACUGCUUCUCUAGCUGCUCUUAUGGGCUUGGGCGUGGUUGCUUGGUUGUAAGAUGUUGACAUAUUGCCGAGUGCAUCGGAAUGGCCAAUAUGAAGAACAUUCUAGACAAUCAGGUUACAAUACUUAUUAGUGAGAAUGGUAG
This is a messenger RNA of Aspergillus ochraceoroseus IBT 24754, 643 nucleotides long. Its product is annotated as putative GPI anchored protein. The record is from RefSeq and is a predicted model, not a curated record. The coding region runs from base 1 to 552 and encodes 183 amino acids. The transcript is spliced from 3 exons. NCBI's taxonomy places the organism in Eukaryota, Fungi, Ascomycota, Eurotiomycetes, Eurotiales, Aspergillaceae.